Messenger RNA from Aspergillus udagawae, 561 nucleotides. RefSeq names its product ribosome biosynthesis protein NIP7. The coding region runs from base 1 to 561 and encodes 186 amino acids. The record is from RefSeq and is a predicted model, not a curated record. Gene Ontology annotation, molecular function: RNA binding. Lineage: Eukaryota; Fungi; Ascomycota; Eurotiomycetes; Eurotiales; Aspergillaceae. Gene Ontology annotation, biological process: ribosomal large subunit biogenesis; ribosome assembly. Gene Ontology annotation, cellular component: nucleus; preribosome, large subunit precursor; nucleolus. The transcript has 4 exons.
AUGCGUCAACUUACGGAGCAGGAGUUACAGACGCUACUUGCCAAGUUGGCAGGCUAUACCGGACGGUCACUCAACAACCUUAUCGUGCCCCAGUCCGAUUCCGAGGAGGAGCGACAUGUCUUUCGUCUUCAAGGAAACCGAGUGUACUACGUGAAGAAGUCACUGGCAGAUUUAUCGACGAGUUUUGCUCGGGACACCCUUCUUUCUCUCGGAAUCUGUAUUGGCAAGUUCACCAAGACUGGAAAGUUCAGAAUCCAUAUCACAGCGCUCGACGUGAUUGCCCCUCAUGCGAGAUACAAGGUCUGGAUCAAGGACAAUGGUAUCAUGCCUUACCUCUACGGGUCGAAUGUUGUGAAAGCGCACGUCGGAAGAUGGAGUGAGGAUAUCCCAGAGCAUACAGGAGUCUUGGUGUACGACUCGAACGACACACCUUUGGGAUUCGGUGUUACUGCCAGAUCCACCGCUGAGAUCCGCAAGCUGGAUCCCACUGCGAUCGCCGUGUUUCGGCAAGCGGAUGUAGGAGAAUACCUGAGAGAGGAAGAUACUCUGUUUACGACGUGA